This is a messenger RNA of Microplitis demolitor, 4462 nucleotides long. RefSeq lists its product as uncharacterized. NCBI's taxonomy places the organism in Eukaryota, Metazoa, Arthropoda, Insecta, Hymenoptera, Braconidae. The transcript has 6 exons. The record is from RefSeq and is a predicted model, not a curated record. The coding region runs from base 133 to 1488 and encodes 451 amino acids.
CGAAUUCGUGCAUUACAUCCUACCUACAUACCAAAAAACAACAAUGGCCGUAGAAAGUACGGUUAAUUUAAAAAUAUAACAAGUGAUUAUUAUUUCCGUAAAAUGUAACUCGCCUUCAACAAAUCAACAUGCAUGGACCUUGCAGAAACAAUGAAAAAUAUAGUCGCUAAAGGAAUGCAAACAGAGAUGGGUCCGCCAACAGGAACUGGUGGUGCUGGAAGUGGAGGUGCUGGCUCUGGAUACCCGCAAAAUUCAGCCAGCGGUGCUGGUUACAUUACUGAAAAAAUGUACAUGUUACUGCAAUUGUAUUUACAAAACAAAGGAUGGAAUCCGAGUAUUGAACUGCUCCAAUGUUUUACGGAAUUGAAAGAGGCUUCAAUGUUACCUAGUGCUGCAUAUUUACAGAUGAUGGCAUCCAGAGUAGCAUUAGACGCCCAUGGACGUCUAAUUUUACGUGAAAAUGGUAAAAUAAUUCUUCCAUAUGAGCAUUUUGCGAACGCGGUUAUGCUGAAACACAUGAAUGGGCCUACGGGAUUGCAUUUGGGUCUUGAAGGGACUGUCAGAGCUGUCAUGGAGUCCUACACGAUCGGACGAGAGUGUUUUGGAAUGGAGAAAGAGUUUAUUAUUGAGGUGGUGCAGAAUUGUCCGAACCCAGCUUGCCGUUACUACAAGAACCAGCUGGAGCUGACCCAGAAGAUGGGUCACAUGGCGCCGACUUACAUCCAAGACAACGAAGCAACCGCGUCGUUGUUGAGGUCCAGUUUCUCUCACAACUCAGACUUUGGUAUGAGCAACUCUCAAUCUAACAGCAGCCACAUGGCCGCGGUCGCUGCCGCGGCGGGUUCUUCGAGCGAGAUGUCGGAAAUGCAGCAGAGAAAUAACAGUCAGAUGAAUCAUCAGCAGCGACCGCCAAGUCGCCCCUCACUUAAUAUUCCCCACAGACCUGCUUCUUCUCAGGAGCGCAAGCAGUCCAUUGGGAAACAUCACUACGAGUCUAUAAUGGCGAACAACAAUGCCGCUGCUGUUGCCGCUGCUGCGAUGAAUGAUCACAAGCUCACUGAUUUCUUGAGGUCUAAUAACAUUGACAGCAUCGAAGGAUUGAGCAGUUUAGGACUUGGUAAUCUUCAAGGACUCAGUAAUGCUAAUAAAGAUUUGCUGGCGUUACAUAAUGGCGCUUGGGCAAAUGAUGGUGAUAAGAAUUCGCGUCCUAACUCUUCUAAUCCAGACACUGGUGGUGGAAAAAUAGUACGAGCCUUCGCAGAAGUUAUGAAAAAUAUGUCAAGAAUGAAAGCUUGCGUACGUCCAGCGAUGUGUAAACCUUACGGAAAGCAAUCAGAAGCUCUACAAAAAACGCUUGUCGACACAAUUCAGCUAGUGCAGUCACUAAGGAGUUUUCUUCCACCGCCUCAUUUUCCGGUCUCCAGCUGGAAAAAUGAAGACAAACAUAGGUUAGAUCAUACUUCUGCAUAUUUAUCAUCUUCAUUGUAAGUUUAUUAUUUAAUGAUUAUUAUUUUUGGGGCGAGUUUAUAUUAUUGAGAGCUAAAUAAUUUAAGUUUUAUUAUUUAUUAGACUGUGCUGUCUAAUAAAUAAAAAGGUAAAUUAUACAAUGACACUUUUAUUUAAUUUUAAUUAUUUAGAUUUCAAUUGCGUAGUAAAGUAACGUACAGCGAUAAUUAUUUAUAAGUAAAUAAUAAAAUAUAUGUAAUAGAAAAGCUGCGAGAGCAUUUGAAUAAUUAUGCGAAGCUCGUAAAUUGGAUUUAAUUAUUAUUACUUCUAUGAUUAUUAAAGAUACUAAAAAUAAAUAAAGUAAAAUCAUCACUAGUUUAGUACUCGUUUGUACUGAAUGUGUUCUAGUCACACGAAGAGUCAUCGAAUCAACUUAAAAUAUUAUUAUAAAAAUGCUCGGUAAUUUUUUUAUUAACGAAAAUGAAAUAAAAAUAUAAUAAAUUUAUAAAAAUACGAAUAAAUUAAAAAUAAAAUGAUUAGUUUGCUCAAAAAAGCGUCGGCGUUUAGGCUUUUUGAUGUGACGGUGGCGAAAAUAAGUCAUGCGUGGACUGUGAUAAAGUCGGUAGUCAAAAAAUUUUAUUAUCUAGGUCUGUCUCGAAUUUUAAUUAAUAAAAAAUAAAAUAAAAGAUUUUUAAAACUAUUAAAAUCAAUAAAAUAUUGAUAAAUUUAAGUGAUCAAGUUUUUAAGUUUUUUUCCUGCCAGUGGUGCUUAUUGGUGCGUAUUGCUAAGUAAUUUAUUAUUACUAUUAUAUAUCUUGCUGCUGGCAAUGUACUGAUAAAAAAUUAUUAAUUAUUAUUAUUAUUGUAAUAACUAUCAGUAUUUGUAAUAUAUAUUUUUAGAAAAAAAAAGAUAACGUUAUUAAUGAAUUAAUAAUUAAUAAAUAAUUGGACGAAGUAUUCUGGCUUUAAUAAUAAAUGUAUAAAAAUUUUAAUUGACAUUUAAAAUUAAAGAUGUAUUAUAUAAUUGCCAAAAUUUAUGAAGUAUUUAUAAUUUAUUUAUUUAAAUUAAGAAAGAGAUUACUAGGAUAUAAAUUUUGUUAUUAAAGUAAUUGAUGUCUAUUAUUUAUAAUGAUCAAAAUAAAAUAAUUUACGGUUUAAUAAAAGUAAGCUCCACAGGCAGGUUUUUUAAAAUUAAGGCAUCCAGUAUCAAAACUAGUUAUCUAAAUUUUUUUAAAUUAUAAUAAACGGACAAUUGAAAGGCUAAAUAAUUACGUGAUUGUAACAGGAGUCUAUAUGAUUUUAUUUUAAAAAAUAAAUAAAUGUAUGUGUAAUUCCUGGCGAAUUUUUAUAUUACUUCUAUCAAAACUCUCGGUAAAUUUACCAUAACGGAAGGUAAGGUAAGAUAAUACACCGUAAUGAUACGGCAAUUUUACCGCGACAUUACUGUCAAUAUAUCAUAAUUCUGCGGUAAAUUUACUGUUAAAAAAUUGGGUAAAGCUACUCUAUGCAUUUAUGAUUACGUUACCGUAAACAUUUUAUUUAGCGGUUAAUUUUGAAAUUUCAAAAAUAAUUAAUAGUAGUAGCGUAUUUAAAACUAGACGUUGUAAGGUUAUGGUACACUUUGUUCUAGUAGCCCUUAUAUUACGGUAUUAAUUACUUUAACUUACCACUAUGGAUGAUCGCACAAAUAUUUACCGUAUAUUCAUCGUAAAUUUACCGUAGUAGCAUAGUCAGACGACAGAAUUACGGUAUAUUACUCUGCUACGGUAGCAUGCGGCAAUUAUACCGUAAUAUUGGCUUCGCCAGGGAUUAUAUACAUUUAUAUGUGACUUUUGUUAAAGAACAAUAUUUUUUAUUAAUUAUUUGCCAGCAAAGAGAUUUUACUUGAAUAAAUUUUUCUGAGAUCAAUUUGACUCCGGUUAUAUUUUCGAGGUUAAUUUGACUCCAGUUAUUUUCUAAAUAAUUUUAAUUCACAUCAGUUACAUAACUUUGAUACCGCUACUACUGAAUAUCACUAAGAAAAUAUGAAAUAAAUAAAUAAAUAAAUACAUAUAUUACCGCCUAUAUUAAUAAAUAUAUACACUAAUAAAAAAUAAUAUAUAAUUUACAAUAAUCCAUGACUCUGACAAUUUAUGAAGCUGAUUUUGAUACUAAAAGCCUAAAAUAAUAAUUAUUAUUUAAUCUAAACUAAUAAUAAUUAUAAGGUAAAGGCGAAUGCAGCAUUUUUUAUAUGUUUUAUUUAUAUUUAUAUAUUAUAUAUAUAAAAGAAAAAUAACCUAAAGUUUAAGAUUGUUCUUGUUUAUUUUUUUGGCUAUGAAAUGUCUAAUGAUUUUUUCACACGAGAUUGUAAGUUUUAAAAAAAAAUUUUAUAUGUAUAUAUUAUUAUCAUUAUAAUUAUUAUUAUUAUUAUUAUUAUUAUUAUUAUUAUUAUUAUUAUUGAUAUUUUAUUAUUGAUGAAUGUUUAAUUGAUAUGUUUUGUGCGGUAGACCCGCUGGAAAAUCUUUUGAUAAAAAAAAAAUAUUUGUUGUUUAUUACCAUUAAUAAUUAAUUAAUCAGCUGCAAUAAUAACAAUAUAAAUUGCAAUAUCGACAAUUACAAUAUGACUGUAUCAAUUUACAAUGUACAAUUACAAUUACCUGUUAAUAAUAUUCAAUAAUAUGUACCGCAAUGAUUUAAAAUGAUAAAUCAUGUAUCAAUUUAAUGAAAAGUCUUGCUAUCGAUAAUUUAAAAUUAACUAACUGAUGAUCAUUUACAAGAAAUUUUUCAAUAAACGAUAAGUUGCUGAUUCCAAUUAUUUAAAUUUAAAUAAUCGAUAGUAAGACUACUUGUCCGUUGUUAACUCAGACUUUAUAACAAAUAAUUAAUAAUAUUAUACACCAAUAAUGCUACUGAUGUGUCUGCACCGCUAAAAAAAAAAUUGACGUCGCUUGCCAGUAUUACUAUAUCCUGUAUUCUUAUCCUGCACUUAUUAAUUCAACGUAUUGAUUAUUAAAUAAAAAUACAUUUUUACAAGUGUG